GUUUUGCCACUCUUUCUCUGACUGCAUAUAUGGGCAUUUAUUGUUACUGGGAAGAACGUCUGUGAUCCUGCCACCUUCUAAAUGAAUCUUCUUAUCCAUAAUACACAAAGUUCUAAGCAUUGAAAUUCCUAGUCAACAAAUAUUAUUAUCUACUCUGUGAAGAAUAAUAAUCUGUACAUAGACCACUGAAACAUCUCUAUGUGACAACAAGGACAAGAUUUGCCAAAAUGAAGGAGUUCGUCUUCAAGUUCAGUGGCCUGAUUUGCAGUACAGCAGCUUUGAUGUUUGAAAUCAUCCUUGCAAACAGCCAAUGCUGGCGCCUGUGGGAGUUUAACAACAAGGGUGUGCAAUUUGUGUCACUUGGACUCUGGGAAGCUUAUUACAUUCAGGACUUUAACAUCUCUGGGUCUAUGACCAGGAUGUUGGUUCACACCCCUAUCAAUUCAACCUGGAACAAGUCACCAGAAUUUCAGUAUUUACAAGUCCUGAUAGCGUGGGCCAUUUUGAUGAAAAUCCUAGUCCUGAUUUUCACUUCAGUGGCCAUUAAGAUCAGCUGUAUGGAAGACCCAUUCAUUGAGAUCCAGCUGUUUUGCUACAAGAUGUCUGCCAUAAUUUUGGCUGUGAGCAGCCUUUUCACGCUUGUUACUGUGACCUUGAACCACCUGGUAGACAUCUAUGGGCAAACCACUCUUGACUUUUCACCUGACUUUCCCGUUAAAAAGGAGGACAUUAUAAAGAAACACUGCACAAAUGUGUUUCCAAUGGGUGUCCUGAUAGCCACGAUGUCACUCUUUGGCGUGAUUUUGUUUCUGUAUGAGAUGAUCUCUUUGACAGUAGAGAGUCAGGUGAAGGCCCAGUGUGCUUCCAACCUGGCUGAGCAAAAGGUCUGAAGUGAGGGCUCUGGCAUUUUAACAUCUGCCAGGAGAAUCCUUGAAGAAAUUGCCCAUUUGUACACAGUACUGUGUAAUCACCAAUUCAUUCUAUAUAAAAUAUCAACUUGA
Messenger RNA from Peromyscus eremicus (cactus mouse), 1001 nucleotides. RefSeq lists its product as uncharacterized. The record is from RefSeq and is a predicted model, not a curated record. Bases 228 to 890 code for a protein of 220 amino acids. The transcript has 3 exons. Lineage: Eukaryota; Metazoa; Chordata; Mammalia; Rodentia; Cricetidae.